CAGAAUGUUUUUCUGUGUCCAGAUCGAAUUAGGAGACACGCUAUGAAGCCCAGAGAUCCUGAACCAGAAGACUCUUCAUCCUCGUCCAUCUUAUCAGUGUCUCCUGUCCACCUGCCUGUCCUCACUGCUCCUCCUCCAACAGGUGGAGCUUAUUGUGAGUGGGCAGGACUUCACACACAGAGACAUGAGGAGGCUUGGCCAAUCAGCGUACCCAAUCAGCAGCAAAGACAGGUGUGGAUGAAGCCAACGAACAGCCACAACAGAAGACUGUCUCCACCUGUAAAGCAGUUUGUAUUUAGACCUGUCUAUCCAUCUCAGCUGUGCAUUGACAGGUGGCAUGCCUUACCUUUCCAGGUAAUCAAAGAAGUCCAACCGUCCUUCCUUUCAGCCCAGUUUUCUUCCAGAUUCACUCUGGUGGCCGAUUGUAGACACAACAAGCAAGGGAUGGGUGGAAGGAACGUUUCCUAUGGAGGAACGUUACUGCUGAGGACGGAAAGAAAGUCAGACGACAAUAAACAGUGUGUUAGUGUGUCCGUACACAGAGACGAGGAAGACGAGGAGGAAGGAAGUGAAGAAAGAAGGAACGACAAGCGGCCUGUCGCCUCUACUCCUGUCCCAGGGUCGCCAUGGUGUGUGGUGUGGACCGGAGAUGACCGGGUGUUCUUCUUCAAUCCCACAAUCCACCUCUCUGUCUGGGAGAGACCAGGGGACCUGAUUGGUCGAGACAUCAGCCACAUCAUUGAAGACCCACCCCACAAGAGAAGGAAGCUUACACCUGUUGACAGCAGCUGCCAGUCAUCUGGUCUCCAUGGAGACGACGAUGAUGAUGAUGAUGACCAUAAACACACCUCCAAGAGGAACAGAAUAGAGGAGUCUAUGUCUCUCGUCCCACAUCCAGGAGAAGUUAAGCUCCUCCCACUGGAGCUUCGGAUCGCUCAUUUUCGGGAGAUGCUGCUGGAGAGAGGGGUGUCGGCGUUCUCCACAUGGGAGAAGGAGCUCCAUAAGAUGGUGUUUGACCCUCGAUACCUGCUGCUGACUUCAGACCAGAGGAAACAGGUGUUUGACCAGUUUGUGAAGAGCAGGGUGAAGGAUGAGUACAAAGAGAAGAGGAGUAAACUUCAGAAAGCCAGAGAAGAAUUCAGACAGCUGCUGGAAGAGGCAAAGAUCACCAGCAGAUCAACUUUUAAGGAUUUCUGUGCUCGUUGCUGUGGCGACCAGCGUUUCAAUGCCCUUAACAGGAAGAAGGAACAGGAACUUCUGUUCAACCAUUACAUCACAUCCUUGAAGAAAAGAGACAAUGAGAACAGAACCAGGCUUAGGAAGAUGAGAUGAGAACUAUUCUUCUGAGAGAACUGAACUGUACAGAGCCAUCGAGAAACCCUUCAUUCCAAAACCUUAAAGAACAUUUAGAAAACCUUCUACAGCAUUCUCCCCCUCCACACUGAACUGAUCAUACACUGGAUUUCAUUGGUGGAACCUGGUUUCAGACUUUCUCGGCUAUGUUAGAGAAACCAAACUGGGACUGGAAUCUCAAGAGUGGGAUACUUGCAUCUCAGUGGUUCUACUGUUUCUGCACUGUGUGUGUGUGUGUGUGUGUGUGUGUGUGUUCUUGUACUUGCUACAUUGUGAGAACCAUUUUCUGCAUUUAACUAUCAAAGUGAGGACAUUUUUACAAAGUGAGGACAUUUUGGCCGGUCCUCACUUUGAAACAGCCAUGUUUGAGGGUGAAGACUUGUUUUUAGAGAACAGGUAUGAAUUGAGGUUUGGUUAGGGUUAGGGUAAGGAUUAGGGUUAGGCGAUCAGUUGUGAUGGUUAAGGUUAGGGUAAGGCUCUAGGAAAUGCAUUACGCCUAUGGAUGUCCUCACUAAGAUAGAAGUACAAACAUGUGUGUGUGUGUGUGUGUGUGUGUGUGUGUGUGUGUGUGUGUGUGUGUGUGUGUGUGUUUUUAAAUAUAUAUUUUCAAGACAGGACAUGGACCAGCACCAUCAAUGUAUUUUAUGUGGUGAGCUGAAGCUAACUUAGUCUUACUCUGAUAUUUAAAGAACUAAACCAAGAAAAACAGGACUGAACUGGACUCAGACAAAAAUCAGUGCAAAAAAAUGUAUCUGUGCUGUCUGACAAUCUUUAUUGAGUGACCAGACCAAUCAGUCAGACUCAGUACAGCGCUUUCCCUACAAAUUAGUGUACAUUUGAGACUAAUGCACGUGAUAAAUUCUAAAAAAAAUAAAUAAAUAAGGUUAAAUCCAGUUAAAACCAAUACCUGCAGGGGCAUCAUGAAACAGAUCAGGGGAAGUCAACACAUUUAUAACGGGAAUAUAACUAAGAAGAGGCAUGGCACAUUAGUCUACAUUAGCUAAACACUGUGACUAUUUAGAAUGAAGUCAGUGAUGUUCAGCUUGUUACCAGGUAGCAGCAUGUCUGGAUGUAUUAGUCAGAAACCAGAUAGCUCAGUCCAAAUGGGGUUCUGGACUCUCUGAAACCUUAUACUGUUGACCUCAACCUGUCCUCCAAUUCAUACGACCGCAUCGGUCGUUUUCACCGUGCACCGGAAUACGACCUAUGCGGUCGUAUGAACGUUUGCGCCCCUACGGGGAAAACGAACGCAUUACGGGAUUUAAUUCGCGAAACGGCUUUUCCGUCGCAAAACGGCUUUUUUCUCACUUUCCCAACACGUUUUUAGGGUUAAGGUUAGGGUUAGGGAUAGGGACAGGGAUAGUGUUAGAUAAAAGUUUGUUCAUGAUGACGUUUCACCUGCGACUCCAGAGUGUCGAUAUUUACUCAACCACCAGAGGUCGCAUAGUAAAAACGUAACACUGGGUCAUAAUACGUCCUAUGUGGUCGUUUUUGGUUUGAGGACAGGCUCGUUGACCUAGUCAGCAGUGCUGAAGGGAGACAAACCAGUAACCAGUUUUAAGGUGCACCAGGUCAUCGUUGGCUGCAGUAGAGUCCAGACUCUCUACAGGUGUCAUGAUACCUGAUACUUCAGUAGACUCAGCUUCUCAGCAGAUCACAGCUAUUAACACACACACACACACACACACACACACACACACACACACACACACACACACACACACACACACACACACACACACACAUCUGUUCAGUGUAAACCCAGUCACCUGAUUAUCUUCAGGUCCAAUGUGUGUUUUAAAUGAACAUAUUUGUCAACAGGAGGCUGUUGUCAGCAAACACUGUUGAUGUGACGUAAGUCCUGCUCUUCACUUGUCAGCAUAGUGAGCUGUGAUUGGACAGGUCUUUUGUCCCCAUGUUCUGAUUGGAUGUUUCUUUGUGUCUUGACUUCUCAGUAGAUGGUGUCUAUGUUGAAAAGAUCUUUUUGUUCUGAUGUUUCACCAUCUGUUGGUCAUGACGUGUUUGAACAAUUAAAUACGUGUUGCUGCAGUGUUUGUUAGUUAA
Molecule: messenger RNA, 3417 nt
Organism: Acanthochromis polyacanthus (spiny chromis)
Lineage: Eukaryota; Metazoa; Chordata; Actinopteri; Pomacentridae
Product: transcription elongation regulator 1-like protein
Exons: 12
Coding region: 43-1332 (429 amino acids)
Cellular component (GO): nucleus
Molecular function (GO): RNA polymerase binding; transcription coregulator activity
Source: RefSeq, a predicted model, not a curated record